UUAUUAUUAUUAUUUUCUAAAAUAUCUUCUUCUUUUUUUUUUUCUUUUUUUUUUAUAGAUGCCAAAACCUUUAGAGGUCUGUUGAGAUAAGUGUUCAUGCUUAUUAUAUAAUUAUUAUGUGUGACCCAGCACAAUGAGGUGUAUGACUCCUAACACCCGUCAGGAAGAAACUCACUAUGUUACAUGUGUUUAUGUUGGUGUGUGUGUGUGUGUGUGUGUGUGCGUGUGUGUGUGUGUGACCAGAGAUGAUUAAUAUGGAAAUUAAGGAAGGACAGAAAUGAGUGUGAACAUCUCAGGAGCCUGGGAAGAGAGGAAGAGAGGGAGGAGCGAAAGGAAUGAGAGGAGGAGAGAAAGAGGGGGAUAGAUAGACUCUGCUUUGUCACUUGGAGUCUCAUUGCAGCAGUGAUUUUAUUCCAGCCUCAUGUUACAGCUCCGUAACAGCUGGAGCUUCCCACUCGUGCUGGUUUCCACACAUGGAUCAGCCAGUGUGAAGUAAGACACUGAGUUUGGAGACUAGAGUUUGAAGACUGAGGCACAGAUAGAGGAACAGAUCAGUUACUGACUGGAUGUUGUGGUUUUGCAGUCUGGACAUUCAUUACCUGUUUGGAUUCUACAGUUUGGACGUUGCAUUGUGGGUGAAAAAUCUGCUUGGAUAUUAAAUUUUGGUAAUAAUAUUGUGGAUUGGGGAAGCAAUAGUCAGUGGACUCUGGAGUUUGGACGUUGUGGCAUGGAUAGCCUUUUUUUGGACAAUAGAGUUUGGAUACUGAAGUAUGGAUAAGUCGAAUGGUACCAUGGAUGAUAUGUGAUCGAAGACACACAAGCCAAAUGUAUUCUAAAGCGGGCACAUUGAGGAGCUUUGGCGUGCUUUUGGAGAGGGUAUGCUGUAGCAUGCUCAAUGUGAUUUUGGAAGUAAUGCUGUAAACUGCAGUGCGGGUUAGCAAAAGUGUAUGCAGACCAUAUAGACGUGUCUAAUACUCCGGUGUGGAAUAGCAUGGAGACGUGACACCGCAGCCAUGCUGUGCGGUUUACGGAGAGAAGGCCGCAAUGAUGACGGCCCUUAUUCAAAAGGGAAUAAAGACUGCUCAGCCAACGACAACAGCGUGGUCUCAAAGAGGCGUAGCAUUCCAGAUGAGAUUCGAGGGCUAACCACCGUGGAGCUGAUAAAGAGAGAAGGAUCCAGUCUCGGCCUCACCAUCUCUGGAGGUUCGGACAAAGAUGGCAAGCCUCGAGUAUCAAACCUUAGGCCAGGAGGCCUGGCAGCCAGGAGUGACCAGCUGAACAUGGGCGACUACAUAAAGUCAGUGAACGGCAUCAACCUGUCCAAACUGCGGCACGACGAGAUCAUCAGCAUGCUGAAGAACAUCGGAGAGAGGGUGGUGCUGGAAGUCGAGUAUGAGCUGCCUCCUCUCGCUCCCAGCAGUCCGAGCAGCGUCAUCUCCAAAACCAUCGAGGUGUGCUUGGAAAAAGAAGGCAACAGUUUUGGCUUCGUUCUCCGAGGUGGGUUUCACGAGGACUGGCAUAAGGCUCGUCCUCUAGUUGUGACCUACGUCAGACCUGGGGGCCCUGCGGACAGGGAGGGGACUCUGCGUGUAGGGGAUCGGGUGUUGAGUGUAAACGGCGUGGCUCUAAACCGACGGAAACAUGCCGACUCUCUCACUCUGCUCAUGCAGAGCAGCCAGGAAGCCUAUUUCCUCAUCGAGUACGACAUCACGGUCAUGGAGUCAGUGCAACAGUCUUCAGGUCCUCUGCAGGUGGAGAUCAUGAAGAGCACCGGCUCUGUGCUUGGAUUGAGCCUCACCACUGCCAUCUACAGGAAUAAACAUGUCAUUACAAUCCAGAAAAUCAAACCUGCCAGCGUAGCCGAGAGGUGUGGUGCUCUACAUGUAGGUGAUAUUCUCUUGGCUAUAGAUGGCAUGAGCACUGAGCACUGUUCUUUAAUGGAAGCUCAGCAGCUGCUGGCCAACUCCUCAGAGGUCACCAAACUCGAGAUCCUGCCUUCUCCACACAGCCUACAUGACACGGUGCGUGUCCAGAGGAGCAGCCAGCGUCAGUUCGAGUCUGGUGUGAACUACCUCAAUGUCCCUGCACCCACCCACAGCAAAGCCCCAUCAACCUUGAGCAACACCACCCCUACACACUCCCACUGCACAUCUGUGGCAUCAGGCAGCUCGUCUCAGACCUCAGGCUUUCACAGCGCUAAGGGCGGUUCUGGGUAUCCAAGCCCAUACCCCUGCAGCACUCUGCCCUCGUACCCCUCGAGCCCACGCAGCACCACCUCCAGGAGGAAACCCAGGAGACCUGAGCACAAGAGCUCAUUGUCUCUCUCCAGCACGGUGGGUGUUGGUGGUCAGGUGGUGCACAUUGAGAAUAAUGAGGUGGUGCUGAGAGGAGACCCACUCACGGGCUUCGGCCUGCAGCUCCAGGGAGGAGUGUUUGCCACGGAGCCGCUGUCUGCACCUGCCUGCAUCCGAUUCAUAGAGCCCGACUCACCUGCUGAAAGGUGUGGAGUGCUGCAGGUUGGAGACAGAAUCCUCUCUAUAAAUGGAGUCCCUACUGAUGACGGAACGCUGGAGGAAGCCAAUCAGCUUCUUCGAGACGCAGCUCUGUCCAAUCAGGUCACGCUAGAAGUCGAGUUUGACGUUGCAGAAUCUGUAAUCCCGAGCAGUGGUACGUUUCACGUGAAGCUGCCAAAGAGGCGUGGGGUAGAGGUGGGCAUUACUAUCAGUGCCAGCAAGAAGCCAGGCCGGCCUCUGAUCAUCUCUGAGAUAAAGAGAGGAAGCAUCGCUCACAGAACAGGUACACUGGAGCCUGGUGAUCGUUUGCUUGGCAUAGACAACGUAAAACUCGAGCACUGCGGAAUUGACGAAGCGAUGGCGGUCCUCCAGCAGGCCGAAGACAUGGUCCGACUGCGCAUUCAGAAAGACGAGGACAACUUGGAUGAGCUGGAGUCGUCAGGCUCUGUGAUUUUCACUGUGGAGCUGAAGAGACACGGAGGUCCUCUGGGAAUCACCAUUUCUGGCACUGAGGAGCCCUUUAACCCGAUCCUCAUCUCCAGCCUGACCCGUAACGGUCUCGCACACAGGACUGGGGCGCUUCACGUUGGUGACCGUGUGUUGGCCAUUAAUCAUGUGAGUCUAAAGGGGAAGCCGCUGAGCGAAGCCAUCCAUCUGCUGCAGACUGCUGGAGACGCCGUGACACUCAAGAUUAAAAAACGAACUGAGCCUGUGUUUGGGUCAGACUCUGGAAGUCCUCUGAGGGCGGGAUCUUGUCUGAGUGACACUGAAGACGACCGCUCUGAUUCGCUCAGGCGCUGUAAACAUUCUGGUCUUCGUCAUCCAGCUACAACUCCCAGCCUGGACUCGGCUAUGGACUCGUGGGACGGCUCCGCCCUCGACGGUGGCUAUGGGAGUCAAGGGGCCUACAUCCAUCGGACAUCCGACCUGACCAUCCACCCUAAUGAGUGGAGGCGAACCAAUCAAAGGAGCCCACUGGCCUCCAGAAGACUCACCCACCGUGCUGCAGUGCAUGAUGGGAAAUCAGGAGAAGAAGACUGGAAAUACCACGGAUCCGUUAGCCCCGUGCGUUGCCGUGGCAACACCGACACUCAGGAGAGCUAUUGGUCGCAAGCCCUGCAGGACCUGGAGACGUGUGGCCAAUCGGAGAUUCUCAGAGAGCUGGAGGCCACCAUGAUGUCGGGCAGCACCCUGAGUUUGGGGGACGAAAGCGAGGUCUGUAACGACGGUGAAACCCCACUUCCAGCAGCGGCACUGAAGCAGUGCUGGGAUUGCAGCACAAAAGCAGAGCUAAAUGACUCGAACACCGCUGUGCCGCUAGAGCUGCACAAGAUCUGUGUGGUGAAGGAUGAAGACAGCAGGGAUUUUGGCUUCAGUGUUUCUGAUGGCUUGUUGGAGAAGGGUGUGUAUGUGAACAUGAUCCGUCCGGAUGGUCCUGCAGAUCAGGCAGGUUUACAGCCGUACGACCGCGUUCUUCAGGUGAAUCACGUGCGCACGCGGGACUUUGACUGCUGCUUAGCCGUGCCUCUGAUUGCCGAGGCGGGAGAUCAGCUCCAGCUUGUAAUCAGCAGGAACCCCCUCACACAGGCACCUCAGUGGUCGCUUGAAGACAGUCAGGAUGUCUCGGACACACUCCCUACCGUCCCUGUCCACGGCUCGAACAAGACAGAACUCGGCCCUGAGAUGGUUCCACUGAGCGGCGGUUUACUGUAGAAGAAAGGAGUCUAUUUCUGUCUCUCUCGCACACACACACACAGACACGCACACACCCCUUACACAAUUUAAACCACUUUCACACAUCGUUAACCAUUUUCACUAAGUGUAGGUUUUGACUGUUUAACUGCCACCACUUUAAAAAAAAAAAAAAAUUAAGUUAAUCACCAAAUUCACUCGUACACCAUGUCAUUUGUGUUACAACUCAACACUUUACGUGGUUUGGUCAUGGGUCCAUUUUAAUUUUAGAUUAUAUAUUCCGUUCCCUCACUGGUUUAGGUUCUCUCUCUCACACACACACACACACACACACACACACACACCUGCACACGUACACUCUCACAAACAUUAGUUUAUUGUGUCUUGGAGCAUUUUAUAUGGUUAUAAAGAAUAUAACGUACAAACAGAAAGAGAGAGAGAGAGGACACACUCGCCUUGAAAGUUUACGAAGACCAAUUCUUUAUUAGCGGAUCAUGUCUUUUUUUUAUUUAUUUUUUUAAAAAAAGACAGAUUUUCCUCUCUGAAUAAUUUUUUUUCAUGUGCAAAUGAUUUUAAGGUGCAGCUUUAAUGUGUGUGAAACAGGUUUCCGUAUGUAAACUUGGCUUGACCUAAGAUAAAACCAGAAACUAGACUGAGACUAAAAUUAUUUUAAAAUUAGCCGUAAUACGUAUAUGGAGAACUGUGUGUGUGUGUGUGUGUGUGUGUGUGUGUGUGUGUACUGUAAAGAACGCCGUCCAGAGUGACACGGCUGUGCGUUUUUCUCAUGAGAAACCAAGGCGUUAAUCACAUCCGAUCAUUUUUAUACCUGACUAACUUGUGUGAUAAGUCUGUUAACGUGUGAGAUUAGUUUUAACUUGUACCUCCUUUUAAAAGUUGGGACAAAUUUACCCCAAUCAGUGUUUUUACCCACAUUCCUUUUACAGUCCUGUACACCACAUCACAAGUGUCUGAGUAAAUGUAAAAUGAAUGUUUUUAUUAUUGGAUGCAAAAAGUUUCCCUUUUUUUUUUUUUUUAAACAAAAUAAAGAAAGAUAAGCCAGUGUGUUUCAUUGACGUUAGAUAUCGGUGAUGAGCUAAGACUGACGCGGGCGGUCAAGCUGCAAUCAGAACGUUAUUUUGGGCCGAAGCGUGUACGAACGCAAGACUUAUUUAUUAUUUAAAAAAAAAAAAAAAAGUUAACGUUAACAUUAACUUUCAUCAAAUGUUCGUGACGUCAGUUUAGAAAAGUUUAGAAGAGGUGAUCGAAAUGAUUUGCAUUAUAGACUGAUAACGAAUCAACUGUUAACUAGUUGAAGUAGAAUUUUAAAAAAUGAUAAUUAAUGUUGGCUGCAUAAAUAUUCACACCUUUGGGUCGCUAUUUGGUAAAACCACCCGGAAAAUUGCAAAUAUAACCGCAGCUCGUCUGCAAUACUUCGCGAUCGGCUUUGCACAUGUGGAUCCUGAUACUUUUGCCCGGUCGUCUUGGCAACAUUGCGCUCGCACUGUGAUAUUUGAUGAAGAUUGUUGGUCAACAAUUUAUCAAUCAAGUCUUGUCGCGCAUUCUCAAUCUGAUUGGACACAUUAAGGUACUAGAAAUAAAAUAAUAAUAAUAAUAAAUAAAAAAAAAAACAGACACUUGUUCCCAGAGGAAAAUUUAUUUUUUUAUUAUUAUUAUUUAGGAUCUAAAUGAUGCAAUAUGCAUCUUGAAACGAGUUCAUAACAAAGCUACUUUGGUUACACAAAAUGUUUUAUUGAACAUGUUUUAUUGAAUCAAAUCCAGUUACAAUAUACAGUAUCGUAUUGUUUGAAUGGAAUUUUUUAAACUUUUUUUUUUUUUUUAUGCUUGUUUAGAUUGUUCAUUUUAUUACAUGUUCAAGCUGAAAAUGAUGAUAAAAAAACAGACAAAACCACUUGUUUACAAAUAUUGCACACUGCAAGUUUAGGCUAACAUUUAAGAUAUAAAUUUCUGAAUACAUUCAGAAAAAUAUAGGCGAAUCACUGAUGCUUCACGUUGUGCACCGUUAUAAAAUGGCUGACUCAAAAGGCAAAUGUGAUCGGAGAGGAAAUACUAGUGAGCAGAUUCUGGUUUGGUCGUGGGUACGGUAAACUUGAAGAGCGAGGAGUGUGUGGUUUGGAGUGCACGUGAAGUGUGCGCUACGGUGUGUGUGGGUGUGUGUGUGUUCACUGCCAGUCAAAGAUUCCUGAACACCUGAUAUAAUAAUAUUAGAGAUGCUAUGCGUACAGUAGCGCUACGUUAUAAAUGAAUCUACUAAUGCAAAAACAACACUAAUGACAAUAUUUUCGAGGAAUUAUACGUUUACGACGGGUUGUAAAUGAUUAUCCGGGUCAUCUGUUUCAUCACCUGAGGUAAAAUUCACCACGGCGUUUAAACGCGAGUCUCAUCGUUGUGUCGCUACACUCGACUGAUCGUCAUCCAUCCAUCCAUCUUCUAUACCGCUUUAUCCUUUUCAGGGUCAUGGGGGAACCUGGAGUCUAUCCCAGGGAGCAUCGGGAGCAAGGCGGGGUACACCCUGGACAGGGUGCCAAUCCAUCACAGGGCACACUCACAUACACAUUCAUACACUACGGACACUUUGGACACGCCAAUCA
Ictalurus furcatus (blue catfish) is the source of this 6814-nucleotide messenger RNA. It is a transcript of the gene grip2a, whose product is annotated as glutamate receptor interacting protein 2a. The record is from RefSeq and is a predicted model, not a curated record. Lineage: Eukaryota; Metazoa; Chordata; Actinopteri; Siluriformes; Ictaluridae. Bases 1014 to 4226 code for a protein of 1070 amino acids. Gene Ontology annotation, molecular function: protein binding. Gene Ontology annotation, biological process: neurotransmitter receptor transport, endosome to postsynaptic membrane. The transcript has 25 exons.